This is a messenger RNA of Letharia lupina, 429 nucleotides long. RefSeq lists its product as uncharacterized. The record is from RefSeq and is a predicted model, not a curated record. Bases 1 to 429 code for a protein of 142 amino acids. The transcript is spliced from 2 exons. NCBI's taxonomy places the organism in Eukaryota, Fungi, Ascomycota, Lecanoromycetes, Lecanorales, Parmeliaceae.
AUGUUCCAAAUGGGUAGAGUCUCCGAACACCUCCUUGAUUUCCACAACUAUCUGGCUCGAGGCCCAGAAGCAUUCCACAAUUAUGUUACAGCAACGGUCCAACGCGUCCUCCUCACCGGCGCAAACGGCUUCCUCGGAACCCACAUCCUCUCUCAACUCCUCGCCUCCAACUUCUCGGUCCGCGCUAUAGUCCGCUCCCAGAGCAAAGCCGACCAGGUGCGUUCCGACCAUCCCGCAGCCAGCCGGCAAGAUCUCGAAUUCGGCAUCGUGCCCGACAUCACCGCUCCCGGUGCGUUCGAUGCUGUUGUCAAGGCUGACCCCCCUAUUGACUUGGUCAUUUAUACCGCUUCCCCCUUUUUCUAUGAAGCGGUUUCGGACAACUUGAAAGAUUUUCUUAUCCAGGCUAAGCAAGGCACUGAGGAGAUCUGA